AUGUUCCGUCACAGUUUUCAGCAUAAAUUCGUGACUGUAUACAGCAGUAUUGGCAGCAAACCGCUGGCCAUCUGGGACGUGCGUACAAAGAAUGGCCACGUGCGACGGCUGACCGAUGAAGAUCUGAACUCGCUGGUACUGGAAGUGAUGGGGGUGAAUGUGGCCACCACAUACAUCACGGCACCAUGUGCCCCGUGCCCUUCACUUAGUAUCAAGCUACCUUUCCUGGUAAUGUUGUUGAAAAAUUUGAAGAAAUAUUUCUCUUUCGAAGUACAGAUACUGGACGAUCGGAAGUCUCUGCGAAGGUUGCGCUUCUCGAACUACCAGAGCGAAACGCGUGUCGACUGUUUCAGCAUUACGAUGCCCCUAUCGCUGGUGCCGAACUGGAACCAGGUGCAGCUCAAUCUGGCCGAUUUUACGCGACGUGCCUACGGUACGAAUUACGUUGAGGCGGUACGUCUUCAGCUGCAUGCGAACGUGCGCGUGAAAACCAUCUACUUCAGCGAUCGGUUGUACACUCAGGACGACACACCGGCCGACCUUCGGUUAGUGCGACCGAUCCCUAGGUUGAUUAAGAUGCGGGUACCGGCCGGCAUGGCAACCGGUAGGCUGGGCAAGGUACCCGAUGAGCCGGUUGAAUCGGUACGACCUACGACGCCGGAAGCAGAAGAAGCUCCUGCUACAUCAUCAGAACCAGUGGAGGAUCCAACCACACCACCGGAAACAGAGGAGACUCCUGCUAUGCUGCCAGAUGAGGAAGUGCAGGAGGAGCCUGUAGAAGCGACGGAAUGA
Messenger RNA from Anopheles darlingi, 792 nucleotides. RefSeq names its product cilia- and flagella-associated protein 20-like. The coding region runs from base 1 to 792 and encodes 263 amino acids. Gene Ontology annotation, cellular component: motile cilium; ciliary basal body. The transcript has 2 exons. Lineage: Eukaryota; Metazoa; Arthropoda; Insecta; Diptera; Culicidae. The record is from RefSeq and is a predicted model, not a curated record. Gene Ontology annotation, biological process: positive regulation of cell motility; regulation of cilium beat frequency involved in ciliary motility; cilium assembly.